Exophiala mesophila is the source of this 3474-nucleotide messenger RNA. RefSeq lists its product as uncharacterized. Lineage: Eukaryota; Fungi; Ascomycota; Eurotiomycetes; Chaetothyriales; Herpotrichiellaceae. The record is from RefSeq and is a predicted model, not a curated record. The transcript has a single exon. Bases 142 to 3378 code for a protein of 1078 amino acids.
CUUUUUGAUAAACGCGCCAAAUCUUCCCCUCCAACACCCCCACCAACGGCGUCGCCAUCGCUUUUCCCUUUACCAUCUUCGCCGCGCUCAUCGACCGUGCCACUCACUCUCCGGGUGUCUGCGCAGUGAGCAGUUGGCCAGAUGCGAACACUCGAUCUCUACGAUCAUGUGCAACUCAAGACCGAUCCUGCCCUCCGUGGCACCAUUGAACGCACCCACACCGAGUCUUUCGAACCCUUGGCCGACGAGUUGAUCAUCGCUCAUGUUCCUGUUCCGCCAGAGAUCCUCAACCAGUUCGUCACCACUGGAGCUCCUCCUCCAGGAUAUGUCUUUGUUCAGUUUGAGGAUGAACCCGACGGCAGUUCCCUCGUGGCCGAGGACGACCUGAUCUUAAUCAGUCGCAGUUUUCAGAUUGGUGACCAUGUCCGCCUCGAAAGCAAACCCAUUACAGGCACUGUCGUCAGCAUCGACGAGUCAUACAUCCUUCAACCAAUCCUUAGCCUUCCCUUCACCAUCCCUAAUAAAGGACUUUUCCCACAGCAGUUCGACACCUGCACAUCCGAAUGCAUUAGUUCCCUCCCUGCCCAUCUGUCACCUUCGAACCCGCACGUUCUCUUGGUCGAUGUCCCUGCGCGGGAGGUGAAGAGGGCGCAAGAUGUGAUGAAGGAUGAUUUUAUUCUUUCAAAAAAUUGGGUAGGAACUGUCGAAGAAGUGCAGUACAACAUUGUCAUUCUCCUCGCCGAUCAUUCGUUGGUCCAAAUUCCGUCUAUCGACGGGCUAUAUAUUCCAGUCCGCGCGGAAGGAAAACCCUUGAUCGCACUCCCAGAAGAGGAUGGUUUCCGACCAGAUGUGGUAGGCGCUUUGCAGGGUUGGAGCACCACGAUUCCCAUCUACCAUGUUCCUCGGCCCGGUUCGUUUGUCAUCGUUGAUGGAACCCGCCUUCGUCAAGGCAAAUGGAUCAAAGGUGGCUACAGCUCACAGUCUCCGGCUCAUGGAUGGAUUGUGAAUAUCCGAGCCGGCGAGGUCACAGUGGACUGGGUGGGUUCAAGGGAGUCGCCUUCUGGGCUGCGCACCAGUGGCGACGACAUGCCUCCGUAUGAACUGGAAUUCUUUGAUAAAGCAGGCGAUCCCAGUCAACCCGACACUCUUUGCCCCAGGGCGGAUGUUGUCAUCUACGACACCGGCAUCAGGCCUGUCAACGGCAACCACGAGCAUGUGCAUGGACACCCUGGAACAGCAGAACUCGGUGGCGAAAUCCAAGGAGAACAUCACGACAGCAUGGUCUCUCUACGAUCGGGCUCGGGUCAAGAUCUAGGUGCAGGGACUCAUGUGAGGUUUCGGGAUCCGACAGCAGCACGCGUGAAGUAUCAAGGGGUGGGCACGAGCGCGCAUGGUGCCAUUCAGAAAGUCAGCAAAAUUUAUGGAUGGGACAUGGACGAGUAUAGAAUAGUCCACGUGACGCAGACAGCCACUGUGCUGUGGCAGGAUGGAUCUGUCUCGAACAACGACUCGUCAACGCUUCACGGCUUCUCGCUAUUCGAACCCGAUAUCUCGCCGGCAGACUUCGUCCUCAAAAGAGAUGGAAUGCAGCAACGAGACCUUGUCAUGGGAGAGGUCAAGACUUUCAAUGAGAUGACCUUUUUCGAAGAGCCGCACGAUCUUCUUCCUCGCAGCGUGGGUGUUGUUCAAAUGGUUGACUCUGCCGAGAGAAUUGCCCGUGUGCGGUGGUUCAAGGAGCCCCAGAUUGAGCUCCGGUCCAAUGGUUCGGUGUUGGCCCCCCACUCUCGCUAUGGCGCUAUUGGCGAUGUUGUUGAAGACAUAUCACUCUAUGAAAUCAUGUCAUUUCUGUGCCUGCAGCGGAAGCCGAAAAAUUUGUGUGUGAUCAAUAGAUCGCGUGACGGCGCGGCGAUGAUAGCUGAUGACGAUACCGUUCCUGUCGCUUCCAGAGAAGUGCCCAGGUCUACUGGCAGGUACUCCAAUCAUUCAUCGCGGAGGUCAAGACGUGGUUCGGUUCCAGAUCAAAAUGGGCACAUCUCGACGACGGGCUCAGCAAGGGCAAAGCGUCCAGAUAUUGACUGGUAUGGAGAGAUUGUGGCAACGAACCUCGACGGCUCAUGUACCGUUAGGCUUGGUGCCGCGCAGAAGUGUCGAGACGUCUGCGUCGCACCUGAUGACAUUUUAGCCGUUAUCGACGAACAAGAACACCUGGGUGACUAUGACAACGAGUCAAUGGACCUGGACGAAUCCGCCUCAUCGGACUGGUCUGUUGAAUACGAAGGUGGUGAACGCAUGGAUGCUGACAGUGGAGACGACAAUUGGGAAUCCGAGGGAGAGGACGACGAGGACGACGAGGACGACGAGAUACUGUUUACUUUGAUGCAAGAGCGGAAAGAGGACGUUAAUGAGGUGGAAAUGAAAGACAUGGAUUCGCAUGAGGAUGAUACUCAAAGACCUUCUCUUGCGCGUCUGACGACUGCUCUUCAACACGAUGCACCCCAUCAAUUUCGCAUUUUGGAAUCUGAUCCGCCCCAGGACCAAUUUGGAAGACUUUCUUUGAGACAAUCGCCAGGAUCAUUUCUGAAGCGAAUCUUGAAAGAACACCGAGCGCUGUUAACGGGCCUGCCUGAAGGAGAGAUAUACGUGCGGACUUAUGAAAGCCGACUCGACCUGUUGCGGUGCUUGAUCAUUGGGCCACGGGAUACACCUUAUGAAAGUGCGCCGUUUUUGAUCGACUUGCAAUUACCAGAAGGAUUUCCUGAGGUGCCCCCUGUUGCACACUUUCACAGUUGGACCAGUGGGCUUGGUCGAAUCAACCCCAAUUUGUAUGAAGAAGGCAAAAUCUGCCUCAGUCUGUUGGGGACGUGGACAGGCAAACACGAAAGUGAAAAAUGGAGCGACAACUCAACGAUUUUGCAGCUACUUGUUUCGUUGCAAGGAUUGGUCAUGGUGCGAAGGCCCUUUUUCAACGAGGCAGGGUUUGAAGGGUUUGAGCACGACGACAAAUACACAGUUGAAUCAGAGCUUUACAGUGAGAAAGCAUAUCUGAUGGCCCGAGGCUUCGUUAAACACGCGUUGACGCAGCCUCCAAGCGGCUUGGAGGACGUGAUAGCAUUUCGUUAUCUGUCUAAAGACGGAAAUGGGCACAGCCUGCUGGAGACGGUGAUAGAACGGGGCAGGCAGCUGAUUCAGGCUUCAGAAAAUGCAAGGCAGGAGAAGGAUACAAGGCUGAUGGAUGCCAGUGGCUCGAAAGAGGAUCCCACCCGGGUAUUCCUCAAGCCUUUGAGUCGAGGAGCCAGCGUCAUGCUUGGCCGAGUUCUGAGCGAGCUGGGGGCUCAGUUGGAGCGUUGGCAGCCGAGCACAAGAGUGUCUGAGGUCUAAUGACGUAUGUUUAUAUGACCGGAGAAUCAUGAUGAUACGAUAUAUACCCCGAGAUAGAAUGGCAGAUGGAGUAAUUAUGAGAUGCAGUUGAGUUUA